Messenger RNA from Nycticebus coucang (slow loris), 3055 nucleotides. It is a transcript of the gene RABL6, whose product is annotated as RAB, member RAS oncogene family like 6. The coding region runs from base 627 to 2483 and encodes 618 amino acids. NCBI's taxonomy places the organism in Eukaryota, Metazoa, Chordata, Mammalia, Primates, Lorisidae. The transcript has 17 exons. Gene Ontology annotation, molecular function: GTP binding. Gene Ontology annotation, cellular component: nucleus; cytosol. The record is from RefSeq and is a predicted model, not a curated record.
GGAAGAUGUUUUCCGCCCUGAAGAAACUGGUGGGGUCGGAGCAGACCCCGGGCCGGGACAAAAACAUCCCCGCCGGGCUGCAGUCCAUGAACCAGGCGUUGCAGAGGCGCUUCGCCAAGGGGGUGCAAUACAACAAGGUCACAAAAUCUGAGACGUUCCUGUCAUAGAGAGCACGGAGUGGGACACCAGCCUGGACGUUCACACCCUGGAGUGCACUACAAAGAUUGAAAUGAACAAGAUCUGUGUGCCUGGAACAGACAUGACUAAGGAAUACAGUGAGGGAGAGUCUCUAAAGCUUCACAAACAUGGAGAAUGAAAUUAUAAUGUCCAUACAGCAUUGGAGCCAGGACCCCAUCAUGAGGUGCCAUCAGAGCACAGGUAUCUGGGACAUGAGCCCCUGAGUUUAUAAGGUGAAGAUAGUGAUCCGAGGAGACAGGAACACGGGCAAGACGGCACUGUGGCACCGGCUGCAGGGCAAGGCCUUUGUGGAGGAGUACAUCCCCACGCAGGAGAUCCAGGUCACCAGCAUCCACUGGAGCUACAAGACCACAGAUGACAUCGUGAAAGUCGAGGUCUGGGACGUGGUUGACAAAGGAAAAUGUAAAAAGCGAGGGGAUGGCUUGAAGAUGGAGAACGACCCCCAGGAGGUAGAGUCUGAGAUGGCCCUGGAUGCUGAGUUCCUGGACGUAUACAAGAACUGCAAUGGGGUGGUCAUGAUGUUCGACAUCACCAAGCAGUGGACGUUCAACUACAUCCUCCGGGAGCUGCCAAAAGUGCCGACCCACGUGCCAGUGUGUGUGCUGGGGAACUACCGGGACAUGGGCGAGCACCGGGUCAUUCUGCCAGACGAUGUGCGAGAUUUCAUCGACAACCUGGACAGACCUCCAGGUUCCUCCUAUUUCCGCUAUGCUGAGUCUUCCAUGAAGAACAGCUUUGGCCUAAAGUACCUUCACAAGUUCUUCAACAUUCCCUUUCUACAGCUUCAAAGGGAAACACUGUUGCGGCAGCUGGAGACCAACCAGCUGGACAUGGACGCCACGCUGGAGGAGCUGUCCGUGCAGCAGGAGACUGAGGACCAGAACUACAGCAUCUUCCUCGAAAUGAUGGAGGCUCGCAGCCGUGGCCAUGCAUCUCCACUGGCAGCAAAUGGGCAGAGCCCAUCCUCAGGCUCCCAGUCUCCAGUUGUGCCUCUGAGUGCUAUAUCCACAGGGAGCUCCAGCCCCAGCACACCCCAGCCUGCCCCACAGCUGCCCCCCCACACCCUGUCAGCCUGCCCCCCGCCACCGGCCCCUGUGGCCCCCUUGGAGGCCCCUGCCCAGCCCCCACGACGGAGCAUCAUCUCUCGGCUGUUUGGGGCCUCGCCUGCUGCCCCUACAGCCCCUUCCCCUCCAGAGCCAGAGCCAGCCCCUGUGGCAGAGACCCCUGUGGAGGUCCAAAACGUGGAGGACUUUGUUCCUGAUGACCGCCUGGACCGCAGCUUCCUAGAGGACACCGCCCCCUCCGAGGAUGAGAAGAAAGCUGGAGCCAAGGCCCUGCGGCAGGACAGUGACAGCGAUGGGGAAGCUGUGGCAGGGAACCCCAUGGUAGCAGGCUUCCAGGAUGAUGUUGACUUUGAAGACCAGCUGCAUGGCAGACCCCUAGUGGCCUCAGGCCCUGUCCCCAGUAAAAACAUCACUCUCUCAAGUGAGGAGGAAGCAGAGGCCACAGACCUCCCAGGAGCAGCUACCCUGGUCCCCCAGCAGUAUUCAGAGACAGAGAUGAAAUGGUCCUCCACAAAGGCCUCAAGGCCACAGAGUGGGGCAGCUCCCACGAAGGCUGAGGCACCCCCCUGGCCGGGAGGUCCCUCUGUGCACAUGGGUCCUGAGAAGGACAGCAGCUCCAGGUCCCCUGCUGAGGACUCUCCUCAUGGGACAGAGGAAGGCAAGGCCGAGCAGGCAUCCUCCUCAGAGAGUGACCCUGAGGGGCCCAUUGCUGCACAGAUGCUGUCCUUUGUCCUGGAUGACCCCGACUUUAAGAGUGAAGAGUCGGACACACAGCGGAAGGGGGAAGAGUUCCCUGUGCGAGACGACCUCUCUGACGCCACUGAGGAGGAUAUGGGCCCUGCUCAGCCAGCCCCGCCUCCCAAACCCCUCGCCCCUGCCAUCAGGCUGAAGAACAAGGACGAUCUCUUCGGGCUAGGGCUGGAAGAGGCCAUCACCAAGGACAGCAGUGAUGAGGGCAAGGAAGGCAGGCCCCCCUCCAAGGAGAAGAGGAAGAAGAAGAAGAAAAGCAAGGAGGUCCCUCUUGUGCCCCAGGAGGAAGAAAAGGCUGCAAAGAAGAAGAGCAAACACAAGAAGAGCAAGGACAAGGACAAAGAGGAAGGCAAGGAGGAACGGAGGCGGAGGCGGAAGCCUCCACAUGGCAGGGAGAAGAAGGCUGAGGAUGAGCUGGAGGCCUUUCUGGGUGGCCACCACCCUGGGAGUGGAGACUACGAGGCGCUCUAGGACUUUGGCCCACGUACCCUGUGCUCCACUGCCAGCUGGGAGAGGCCUGUGCCAGGCCUUUGUGGUCAGCAGCCCCUGGGCCCGGUACAAGCCUACCCUGCAGGGAGGGAGGGGACAGCUGGGCUCAGCCAGGUUCCGUGAAUGACUGGCCCUCUCAGAGCAGAGCCACAGCCAGUCCCUAGCGUUUCUCAGGGAAUUGACUGAGGCAGAGGAGGGACCUACCAGGGUCUGUUUACAGAGGCAGGGCAUUGGGCUGCUCAGCUUCUUGGGCAUCCACCACCCAGAGCCCACUCCUGGCUUGCCCUCCUGAGCUCACCCCAGGCCUCAGCAUGCCAACACCCGCUUCCAACCACCAGGCUAGGGCUGUGGACAGGCACACAUGCCUCCAGGGCCCAGCCCUGAGCACAGGUGCACAGCCUCAAGGGAGGCUGUGACAGGUUGGUUAAGGUAGGCAAGCAGCAACACCAGAGGCCUCUCCUGGGAGGGGGUCUUCAGGGUCAGUUCCCACUGCACCCCACCCUUGGGUGAGCCCACAGGCACUCCACCCAGACCAUAAAGCUCUCCUGUCUCAC